Messenger RNA from Torulaspora globosa, 3780 nucleotides. It is a transcript of the gene PSK1, whose product is annotated as serine/threonine protein kinase PSK1. Gene Ontology annotation, molecular function: ATP binding; protein serine/threonine kinase activity. The record is from RefSeq and is a predicted model, not a curated record. Lineage: Eukaryota; Fungi; Ascomycota; Saccharomycetes; Saccharomycetales; Saccharomycetaceae. Bases 1 to 3780 code for a protein of 1259 amino acids. Gene Ontology annotation, cellular component: cytosol; cytoplasm; nucleus. The transcript has a single exon. Gene Ontology annotation, biological process: protein phosphorylation; intracellular signal transduction; negative regulation of glycogen biosynthetic process.
AUGCCGUAUAUCGGUGCCUCUAACGUCUCUCAGUCGUCUUUCAGGAGCUUCAAAGAAAAGCACUCAAUGAAUCGUUCAGUUUUGCAAGUAGAUAGCUCAGCAGGGAGUACGGUAUCGUCUUUGAUUGAAGUUUCAGAUACUCGAGCAUGUUCGUCCACGGCAGAUACGACCAGUCAUAGUAGCAGUUUAGAGGAUGUGCCGCCAUGUAGUAGAGGAAAGGCAAAGCAUUUGAAGAACGAGGUAGAUGGCACUGACCUUUCGAGACUGAGAUCUCGCAGAGCACAGUCCGUCGAUUCGAUAGCCACCUCAGCCACAGAGCCGGAAGCCGCAGAGCUAUUAACACUGCCGAAUGAGUCAACGCAUGCUUACUCGUAUAAUCCUUUGUCUCCUAAUUCCUUAGCUGUCAGGUUGAGCAUUUUGAAAAGAACGUUGGAGAUUUUGAUAGGAAACCCCCAGAUGUUGAUGGAUUCGAAUCAUCAAAGGAACUGGAGUGGAGUGAUGUCCGGCAGGAGAGAAGAUAAGCAAGUUAAGCGGACCGCUCAUUCGGCUGCUUUAGACGCUUUCGUUUCUAGUACUAACGCCAGUCUAACAUCUAGCGGCGUUCAGUCCCCUGCACCUUCAAGGGGAAAAACUUCUUUGGCUCUAUCUUCGCAUGCCAUACCAUCGUCUCGUCUUGAGAGAGCAUCUUCCAUAGCAUUUCUGCCCGAAUUUCCCUAUCGCGGUGAUCUGCAAGCAGGUAAAGACAAUAUUGUCUACAACAGCAUAGGGACAGCUAGCACCUCUACUGAACUAAUUGAUGCUCAAAGGACUGAUCUAGAGAGCCUUCUAGAUUUGCUCAACGAAACUUUGGAAAACAAUACUUCCGCAAAGGCAACAGAUCUGCAUAUGAUUUCUCUUUUGAACAUCAAUAAGCUUAUAUUAGGCAACAGUGAGCACAAUCAUUCCACAUCGCAAUCCCAGUUAAGGACGUUGCACUUGAAAAAAACUCUACUAAACAGCUUAGCAGAGCCUUUUUUUGAGCAUUACACAUUGCCUGAAGAUGAGAUCAACGAGGAAGAAAUUGAACUGCGACAGGAGAUUAGCAAUGUUUUGGGAGCAGAUUUAAAGAGCGACAGCCAAUUGCCCAUUGAAAGUAUACGGCCUCAGCAGGAUUACGGUCGUAUACUGCAUACUUUUACCUCAGGUAAGAACAGAGCCCCUCAGGCGAUCUUUACAUGCUCUCAGCAGCAUCCAUGGCAGUUUAAAGCUGCUAAUGAUUUGGCUUGUCUAACUUUUGGCAUCUCCAAAACAGUCUUGAAGGCCCUGACGUUGCUAGACUUGAUUCAUACUGACAGCAGAAACUUUGUGCUAAAUAAAAUUUUGUCGACAGAAGGCCAAGAGUUAGUAUUCACCGGUGAGAUUGUGGCAAUCAUACAGCCCGGCUCUAGUGAUAAGAGCUCGGACCUGAUUUGGGCAUCAUUCUGGGCUAAGAGGAAGAACGAUAUGCUAGUUUGUGUUUUCCAAAAAGUCCCAUGUGACUACGUUGACGUGAUUUUGGAUUUACGGGAUUAUUCAGUGAGCAGUGUCUCUAAUGGCGGUGGUCUUUUCUGGAAUCGACCUAGCGAAGAUCGCUCCGAAAUGUCUACAAUAUCAAAUGCGCCUAAAUUCGAACUGGGCUUUGAUGAAAGUGGUGAUGAAGAUGAUGACGAUGAAGACAGUGCUGAUAUAAAAAUAAUACCAGCUUCAAUCUUAAACAGAGAGAAUAAGAAUGAGAGGAAAAUAAAAACAAGGAAAUCAGUGAAGUUUGCUGAUCAAAUUCAGAAUGUUGACCAGUUGAGUCAUUCUCUUUCUCGACUCAUCAAAGAUGUCAUUGAUGGCAAGAUAUUCUCGGAGGAUGAUGAUCUUUUACCAAUUCCAAUCAGAGUUGCUAAUCAUAUUAAUACCACACGUUACUUUACCUUGAAUCAUCUCUCAUACAACAUACCGUGCGCGGUAUCCUCCUCGAUGCUCGAAGAUAAGCUGAAACUUAAAAUUCACAGCUUACCUUAUCAGGCGGGUCUUUUCGUCGUUGAUUCUCAAAGUCUUAGACUCAUUAGCUCCAAUAAGUCAAUUUUGAAGAACAUUUUUGGUUUCCAUUUUGCGGAGCUAGUUGGGAGGCCACUAACGGAGAUAAUUCCUUCUUUUGGCGACCUCAUUGACUUCAUCAAUGUAAAGUACAGCGCAUUAAAAAUCACUCUUGCGAGAAACAGAGGUUUGGUAUUAACAGAGCAUUUUUUUCGAAAGAUAAAAGCGGAGAUGAAUAACGAUCCUGAAGGAUUUUAUACCUCGGUUGGUAUUGAUGCUCGUCACAGAGAUGGUCGUUUGAUCAAGGUUGAUUUUCAAUUGAGAGUUAUGAAUCCUAGCGUUAUCCUUCUGUGGGUUACACAUUCCCGAGACGUUGUUUUCAAAGAUUAUACAAGCACACCGUCACAACUGCAUAUGCUUAAAGACCAUGAACCCGCAUAUUACAGCAGUGAUAACAGUUCUGAAGCGUCCUCAAAAAGAUCGUCAAGUAAAAUAUCGAUUGACCGCUUAAAGGAUCUGUCUGAGCAUGGAACUAGCAGGUCGAAUGAUGUAAGUUUACUCGGAUCAAGCCUGAGAUCUACCAGUCUGACGGAAGUCAAGCCAGAGUCACCUCGAGUGGCUUCUCUAUUGGUAAGCGGUAAUGAGGAUUCUCGCCUGGACAUUCAGGACUCUGAGUUCCAAAAGAAACUGGAGCUCAAUCUUACGAAGAUUUACGCCAAGGACAAGGCCCAGUUCGUGAAGGAAGGCAAUUUCAAGCUGGAUGAAGACCUUAUUAAAAGCAUUACGUCAACUCCUCAUAGCACUCGGUCCAAUCUGUCUCUAGACAAUAUGCAGAGUGAUGAAGAAGCAACUGCAGCAUCUACCGCAGGCAGGCAUGAAAUCGAACCCAUCUUUCUGAAGACACCGGAGCCUAACAUUGGCGCUCAGAAACAUAUCAAGAAGUUUUCUGAUUUCACUAUCCUACAGAAAAUGGGCGAAGGGGCAUAUGGAAAAGUGAAUUUAUGUCUUCAUAAAAAGGAGAGGUAUAUUGUAGUCAUCAAGAUGAUUUUCAAAGAAAGAAUUUUAGUUGAUACAUGGGUAAGGGAUAGAAAACUGGGAACUAUUCCUUCGGAAAUUCAGAUCAUGGCAGCCCUUAACAAGCAACCUCACGAAAACAUACUAAGGCUGUUGGACUUUUUUGAGGAUGAUGAGUAUUAUUACAUUGAAACUCCGGUACACGGCGAGACUGGUUGCGUCGAUUUAUUUGAUCUGAUAGAGCUGAAGACUAAUAUGACAGAGUUCGAAGCUAAGUUGAUAUUCAAGCAGGUGGUCUCCGGUAUCAAACAUCUACACGAGCAGGGCAUAGUUCACAGGGACAUCAAGGAUGAAAACGUGAUUGUUGACUCAAAAGGUUUUGUCAAGCUCAUAGAUUUCGGCUCUGCCGCCUACGUCAAGAGCGGGCCUUUCGAUGUGUUUGUAGGUACUAUCGAUUACGCAGCACCCGAAGUACUGGGAGGAGAACCCUACGAAGGUAAGCCCCAAGAUAUCUGGGCUAUCGGCAUUUUAUUGUACACGAUUGUGUUCAAGGAGAACCCAUUUUACAACAUCGACGAGAUAAUGGAGGGUACUUUAAAGUUCAGCAGUGGUGCAGAGGUGAGUGAUGCGUGUAUCAACCUGAUUAAGAAAAUUCUUAACAAGAGUGCGCCGAAAAGGCCCACUAUCCAGGAGAUAUACGACGAUGAAUGGAUGCAUAUUUGA